Messenger RNA from Manis javanica (Malayan pangolin), 1577 nucleotides. The record is from RefSeq and is a predicted model, not a curated record. NCBI's taxonomy places the organism in Eukaryota, Metazoa, Chordata, Mammalia, Pholidota, Manidae.
UUGUCUACUUUUUCUUUUAGCUGUGUAAGAAACAAUUUCAGUACAGUGCCUCCUUGAGAGCACACCUUAUUCGACAUGCCAGAAAGGAUGCACCCACUUCAUCCUCUUCCAAUUCCAUGUCUAAUGAGGCAUCAGGAACAUCAACUGAGAAGGGCAGAACCAAACGAGAAUUUAUAUGUUCUAUAUGUGGAAGGACAUUACCUAAAUUGUAUUCUCUUCGAAUACAUAUGUUAAAGCAUACAGGUGUGAAGCCACAUGCAUGCCAGGUCUGUGGAAAGACUUUCAUCUACAAGCAUGGUCUAAAAUUACACCAAAGUCUCCAUCAAUCACAAAAGCAAUUCCAGUGUGAACUAUGUGUUAAGUCAUUUGUUACCAAACGGAGUCUUCAAGAACAUAUGAGUAUUCACACAGGAGAGUCCAAGUACCUUUGCUCAGUUUGUGGAAAGUCUUUUCACAGGGGCUCUGGACUCAGCAAGCACCUGAAGAAACAUCAACCAAAGCCUGAGGUUCGAGGCUAUCAUUGUACUCAAUGUGAAAAAAGUUUCUUUGAAGCUAGAGAUCUUCGCCAGCACAUGAACAAACAUCUUGGUGUGAAGCCUUUCCAGUGCCAAUUUUGUGAUAAGUGUUAUAGUUGGAAGAAAGAUUGGUAUUCCCAUGUGAAGUCUCAUUCUGUUACUGAGCCUUACAGGUGUAAUAUAUGUGGCAAAGAAUUUUAUGAAAAAGCAUUGUUCAGAAGGCAUGUAAAGAAAGCUACCCAUGGGAAAAAGGGAAGAGCAAAGCAAAACCUGGAACGAGUGUGUGAGCAAUGUGGAAGAAAAUUCACUCAGCUGAGAGAGUAUAGGAGACACAUGAACAACCAUGGAGGAGUUAAGCCAUUCGAGUGCUUAACAUGUGGAGUAGCUUGGGCUGAUGCCCGAUCUUUAAAACGCCAUGUCAGAACACAUACUGGCGAACGGCCUUAUGUAUGUCCUGUAUGUAGUGAAGCCUACAUAGAUGCUCGGACACUCCGUAAACAUAUGACUAAAUUCCACAGAGAUUAUGUGCCUUGCAAAAUUAUGCUGGAAAAAGAUACCCUUCAGUUUCAUAACCAGGGAACUCAAGUGGAGCAUGCUGUUAGCAUCUUAACAGCAGAUAUGCAGGAACAAGAAAGCAGUGGUCCGCAAGAACUUGAGACUGUUGUAGUAACAGGAGAAACUAUGGAAGCUCUUGAAGCAGUUGCAGCUACUGAAGAGUGUCCAUCGGUAUCUACGCUUUCUGACCAAAGUAUUAUGCAAGUAGUUAAUUAUGUAUUGGCACAACAGCAAGGACAGAAGCUAUCUGAAGUUGCAGAAGCUAUUCAAACUGUUGAAGUAGAAGUGGCACAUAUUUCAGAAGCUGAAUGAUAGUAAUGGAAAUGAGAAGUGACAUCUUGUGGAUACGGAACUCAGAGUAUUUGUUUACGAUACUGUGUGACUAUUUGCCCAGAGUUCGUAUAUCAAGGCUCUGGGCUGUUUGGUGAUGUUUCAACAUUUCUAAACGGUUUGUCUGGCUAAUAGGUUCUGGAGAAAAGUCCAUUAACUGUAAAGAAAACAUUGAAA